This is a messenger RNA of Lontra canadensis (Northern American river otter), 1656 nucleotides long. RefSeq names its product transforming growth factor beta receptor 3 like (gene TGFBR3L). The record is from RefSeq and is a predicted model, not a curated record. Lineage: Eukaryota; Metazoa; Chordata; Mammalia; Carnivora; Mustelidae.
AACAGCCACAGGUUGGUCAGACAGGAGCCCUUAAUCCCUGGCAGACCUUGGGCGCCCGGCUCUGAUGUGCACCCCUCAGCCUGCCGCCCCCGCGCCCUGCCUUCCUGGGUGGCCGCUCAGCCAAGGCCACGGCUGCCUGCCCACCUGCGGGGCCUCGGUGCUGCCCGGAGGCUGCCUCCGCUGCUGGAGUGCACGCUCCAGCACCCGUCCAGCAUGCCGGGUGCCACGCUCCUGCUGCUGGCCCUGCUCCCUGGGGUCGCCACCUCGCCCAGCGGGCCACUUGCGCCCCCAUUCCCCGCGGCGCCUGGGCCCUGGCUGCGCCAACCCCUUUUCAGUCUGGAGCUGUCGGACGCGGAGGACGCCUUCCCGCGCCGCGCGGGGCCGCUCGAGGUCCCGGCCGACAGCCGCGUGUUCGUGCAGGCGGCCCUGGCCCGUCCCUCUCCGCGCUGGGGCCUGGUCCUGCACCGCUGCUCGAUGACACCGUCCUCGCGCCCGGCCCCGGGGCCCGUCCUGGCACUGCUGCGCGGGGGCUGCCCCGCCGACUCCUCCGUCGUCCUCCCGCCACCGCCGGCGCGCCCGGGUGCUGCCGGUCCCGUGCGCUUCAGUUUCCGCCUGCGCCCGGUCUUCAACGCCUCGGUGCAGUUUUUGCACUGCCAGCUGAGCCGCUGCCGCCGCCUCCGGGGAGCCCGCCGGACACCUGCGCCUCUGACGCUGCCGCCGCCAUCGCUGUGUCUGCCUCAGGAUGAGGCGUGCACGGGCGCCGGCAGCGGCAGUGGCGAGAACCUGGGUGCCGACGGUCCCCAUCUGCACACGCUGACGCAGCCCAUCGUGGUCACAGUGCCGCGGCCACCCCCCGGUGAGCGCACAGUUCUCCGCAGGGUCCCGGGAAGGGGGGUGAGGAGGAAUCUGGGGCCGGAGCCCAGUCCAUGUGAUGUACUUCCCACAGGGCCACCCAAGGGCGUCCCCGGCAGACCCGUGCGCCCCGAACCUCCCGCCCCCGCCCCCGCGGCCCUGGAGCCCGCGCCCGUGGUGGCGCUGGUGUUGGCUGCCUUCGUGCUGGGCGCUGCGCUGGCCGCCGGGCUCGGCCUCGUCUGUGCGCAUUCAGGUACCAACCUCGGCCCGCCGGGACUUCCGCACGGCCCCCAGCCUAUUCCCGCGGGUCGGAACUCCGGGUCGCCGCCACCCAGCGGGUGGGGCACGACCAUCCCUAGACCUGUCUGCGCUACGCCCACAGCAGCCGCCAGGGGGCGCCCUUGCCCCGGCUCAAUGCGCAGCAACCCCUGCCUCUCCUUUCCAGCACCCCCGAACCCCGGUCCCGCCCCGAGAGACUCGCCCAGCGGCCCCCAGCCCAGGAGGCCCCAAUAAGGCAGACUAACGGAGGUGGCCAAAGAUCCGCUGGGAAGGGGGCGGCCUGCAUGGUGUCCCUCUGCUUCGCUCAGUCUGGGUAGCCCCUCCCCAGGGAUGGCACACCCCCAGCACUGUCCGGAGACACAAGCCACGGCCUUGAAGCAGGCUCGCCAGGACUGGAUCGGCCGCGGUCGACCUCAGACCCAGCAGGACCACUGUCUCUGCCUCCUGAACCCUCCUGCCCCUGACCCGCUCCUUCUGGCACCUUCCCACUUGGGCUCAAAAUAAACACCUGGUCUGACCUACUGA